Olea europaea var. sylvestris is the source of this 1882-nucleotide messenger RNA. RefSeq lists its product as uncharacterized. The transcript has 5 exons. NCBI's taxonomy places the organism in Eukaryota, Viridiplantae, Streptophyta, Magnoliopsida, Lamiales, Oleaceae. Gene Ontology annotation, biological process: Golgi vesicle transport. Gene Ontology annotation, cellular component: membrane. The coding region runs from base 428 to 1570 and encodes 380 amino acids. The record is from RefSeq and is a predicted model, not a curated record.
UUACCAUAAUUUUUGGGGGAAAAAAGUGAAUUUAUUCGACAUAAUUUAUUUCUUGCCUCGAGUUUCCAACUGGAAAAGAAAACUCCCAAAUGCCUCUGUUUAGUUAUCUUUCACAGAAAAUCUCUACUCAACUUUACCAAAAUUCAACGUAUAUAGUUCUGCAAAAACUGUUAUUUUCUUAUUUGCAUUUUGCAUAUUUGAAUUUGAUUUAAUUAAUCUAUCAGUCUACUUUCCGAUGAAUUACUGCUUUGUCUCCUCAUUUCUAUUUUUAUUUGCAGCCGUUGGCGUUAUUCUAAGCUGAAAUUUUUCUUCAAAUAAAAAAGAAUUCUUUGUAGCAGUUGAGCUACUGCCCAGUUAUACUUUCGUCAGUAGUUCAACUUUGGAGCAACUUUUGGAAUUAGAUUUUUGGGAAACGUAAAUAGAUUGAAUGAGGUCAAAGAUGAUGCAGUGGGAGUCAGACCCUUUGUUCUCCGCUGCCGAAAUUGUUCAAGAGUCAGCGGACAGGAUGGAGUCGACUUUUCGCCUUCUAUUGCAUGAACGAAGUCUUGUUCAAAGAGAUCAUACAGACACAAGAGUGCUUAGUUCUAUAGAACAUAACCAGCGUGAUCUCACCACUGCUCUGGAGACAGCAAAAUGGCAGCUUGAAGACUUCGAGAGAGAGGUAAAUUUGUCGGCCUUGAGAGACGAUUCUCAGAGGAGGCAAAAUGCAAUCACAAGACAUAAACAAUUCAUUGAGGCUAUUAGAGAACAAAUAAUUUAUGUGGAACAAAGCCUGGAGAACACAUCAGUAAGAAAAUCAUUGACAAAUAUGAACUUGAAUGAACAAGACAGAAAUGGAUUGGCAUUGUUUCUUUCAGGGGGAAAACCUGUUGAACACAUUUCAACUCAUGACUCCAAAGAUAAUACUAGCAGGUUUUUUGAUCCUGCUGCCUCAUCUAGUUCGAAUGACAAUAUUUCUGAAAGAAAAGCUGGUGAAACUGCAAAUCUUAACAUGAACAUGUUUGCACAUUUAAAUCGUGAUUUGAAUUUGAAGGGGGAUAAGUUAAGGAAAGUGGGUUUACUGCAUUCAACAGAAAUGGGAUUUGAACCAUCAUCUUCCAUUCAGAAUGCUGCCAAUGGCAGUUAUAAUGAGAAUGGGAGUUGGGAUUCGGAAGCUAAUGAGGCCAAAGAUAAGAACCACUUUCCAAGAAGUAAGCUGAGAGGCUGUUGUUGGAUCAUGAGUAUAUUAGGGUCCUUGGGAAAUUUAUUCUCCAUUUAUGGGAGUAGGGCUAGCAGAAGCUUUGCAAAGAGAUUGAAAGAUGGCGAGGAACAAAUACAUUCUCCACGUUCCCCUGAAACGCAGAGACAUCUUAGACGACUGUUGUCAACUUGUGGAUGUAGUGGUUUUCAUUUACCAUGUCCAGAGUUGUCGGCACGAGUCAUGCACUUCUGUAGCAGGAUUAGGACAUAUAUAGAAAGAUGCCAGAUACCUCUACGUCGUAUUCAAAUCAGUCGACAUUCAAUACUGUUUAUAUCAGCCAUGUUAUUGAUAAUAAUUGUUUUAGGUCUCUUGUUAUCUCAAGUUGCUUGAGCAGCAGCAUAGAGAAAUGGAGAAAUACCUUUUCUUGAUUUCAUAUGCUGCCCUGUUGUAUAGGGUACUGCAUCAUAUCUAUUAUACACUACAUAAGCUUGUUUGGUAAGUUGGUCCGUGACGUAUUGGACAAUGCUAAGAAAGAAAACGACUAUCUAGUGUCGUGUAUAACAAAUACAUGGCUUCAAAUAAGUUAUUCAAUUGUCUUGCAAUUGGGUGAUGAGAUUCUGUAAGUUGAGUUCUAUUGAUUUGUACAAAACCAUUCAUUGCUUGUCGCGUGGAUUGUAAAAUAACGGCUUGUUCUCUCUUUUA